This is a messenger RNA of Heterostelium album PN500, 2973 nucleotides long. RefSeq names its product DEAD/DEAH box helicase (gene dhx15). The transcript has 7 exons. The record is from RefSeq and is a predicted model, not a curated record. Bases 1 to 2973 code for a protein of 990 amino acids. Lineage: Eukaryota; Evosea; Eumycetozoa; Acytosteliales; Acytosteliaceae. Gene Ontology annotation, cellular component: spliceosomal complex; intracellular anatomical structure. Gene Ontology annotation, molecular function: RNA helicase activity; ATP binding; RNA binding. Gene Ontology annotation, biological process: protein phosphorylation.
AUGAGUAAAAAAAGAGAAUCUUCAGAGGAUUUUACUGAAAAGUCCAACAACAACAAACAACAGAAAGAUAAAGAUUCAAAAAAGAAAAUGAAGAAAUCACAUGACGAUAUAGAUAACUCUGUAGAAGAAUCAACUACAACUACAACAACAAAUAAUAAUAAUAAUGAUAGUAUAAAAACAGAGAUUUAUGAUAAUGAUGAUGGAAUCAAUAAGUGUACAGGCAAGAAAUAUUCAAAACGUUAUUAUGACAUUCUCGAAAAGAGAAAAUUACUUCCAGUUUGGGAGCAACGUUCGGAAUUCAUAAAUAAACUAAAGAGCUCACAAGUUUUAGUAUUGGUUGGUGAGACUGGUUCCGGUAAAACAACUCAGAUUCCACAAUUUGUAUUUGAAGCUGGAUUUGUUGAAAAAGGAACAAUGGUUGGUGUUACACAACCGAGAAGAGUUGCUGCGCUCUCUGUUGCAAAGAGAGUGUCAGAGGAGAUGGAUGUCGUUCUGGGAGAGGAAGUCGGUUAUUCGAUUCGUUUCGAGGAGUUGACAUCGGAGAAGACCUUUAUGAAAUAUAUGACUGACGGUAUGCUCCUUCGUGAAUCGAUGGCAGAUCCACUCCUCAAGAAAUAUAGUGUAAUCAUACUGGACGAAGCACACGAACGUACACUGUCCACCGAUAUUCUGUUUGGACUGAUCAAGGGUGUACUACAGAAGCGUAAGGAUCUCAAGCUGGUGGUUAUGUCUGCGACUCUUGACGCUGGCAAAUUCCAAAAGUACUUUAACGAUGCGCCAUUGAUGAAGGUGCCGGGUCGUCUUCAUCCGGUGGAGAUCUACUACACACAGGAGCCAGAGCGUGACUAUCUCGAUGCAGCCGUCAGAACGGUGCUGUCGAUCCACCAAGACGAAGAUGCCGGUGACAUUCUUGUUUUCCUCACCGGUGAGGAUGAGAUCGAAGAGACAUGCACCAGAGUGGCCAGAGAAGCGAAACAGAUGCAGUUGCCACCGAUCACUUGUCUUCCACUCUACUCAACAUUGCCGAUGAGCCAACAAUCAAAGAUUUUCGAUAACUAUCCUCACAGAAAGUGUAUUUUCUCGACCAACAUUGCUGAGACUUCACUCACCAUCGAUGGUAUCGUGUAUGUUGUCGACCCUGGAUUUUCAAAACAAAAGACAUAUAACCCGAGAUCGCGUAUCGAGUCACUCUUGGUGUCGCCUAUCUCUCAGGCCAGUGCAAAGCAGCGUGCAGGUCGUGCCGGUCGUACCCGUCCCGGUAAAUGCUUCCGUCUCUACACUGAGAAAUCAUUCAAAAAGAAUUUACCAGUCCAGACCUAUCCAGAGAUUCUCAGAGCCAAUUUGUCCACAGUUAUUCUCCAACUAAAGAAGCUGGGUGUCGACGACCUGGUGCAUUUCGACUUUAUGGAUCCACCCAUUCCCGAGACACUGAUGCGUGCACUCGAAGUGCUCCACUAUCUCGGUGCGCUCGACGACGAAGGUGAGCUGACUAAAGAUGGUGAAAUUAUGGCAGAGUUUCCACUCGAUCCACAACUCUCAAAGAUCCUCGUUUCGAGUGCGCGUUACAACUGCUCCAAUGAAGUGCUGACCAUCGCUGCAAUGCUGUCGGUUCCCAAUGUUUUCCAUCGUCCCAAGGACAACCGUCGUGACGCCGAUCAAACCAAGAAGCUCUUUGACCACAUCGAUGGUGAUCACCUCACCCUUUUGAACGUCUACCACUCAUUCAAGCAGAGCGGCGAGAACACAACAUGGUGCUACGACAACUACCUAAACUACCGUGCCAUCAAGCAAGCCACCAAUGUUCGUAGUCAGCUGGCACGUAUUCUCUCGAGAUUCGGUGUGCCUUUGGUCAGUGGUGAUAUCAACUCACGUGAUUACUAUAUCAAUAUUCGAAAGUGUUUGGUAUCUGGAUUCUUUAUGCAAGCGGCUCGUCUCGAGAAGAAGAACGAGUAUUUCACAUUGGGCGACGAACAAAAAGUAAUGUUGCAUCCAUCGUGUGGAUUGGACAGACGUCCAGAUUGGGUGAUCUACAAUGAAUUGGUUUUAACAAGCUCAAACUACCUCAGAACUGCUACAGAUAUUAAAUUCGAAUGGCUACUUGAAAGCGCACCUCAUUACAUAGAUUCACUUUUGGAUCCAAGUGUUCCACAAAAGACAAGACAAAAUAUUGAAAGAGCAAAGAAAUAUAUUGCUAUGACAACAUCAUUUACAGAUUAUCCAAAGUUAAAAUCAAUCAUUGAAAAGGUGAUUGAAGAUCUUGGUUAUUGUAUUGAAACAAAUGUAGCAGAGGAAGAUGAAGAUAACUCUGAGAUUCCAGCUUUAAAGAUACCUUUUGUUCAGAAUACAACUAAAACCAAAACAGUUGGACAACUACAAAAGUUUGCAGAGCAUCUCUCUGGUCUUGGUGAUUCGUUGAACAAUUCAUCGAGAUCCGCUAUGAUUCAUUGUGUUCGUAGCCUCUCCGAUGUAGCCACUCAAUUAAACACCGAUGUCACACAGGCACUUCAAAGUGUUCCAGACGGUAAAGCUAAAAUCAAAUUCCAAGAGCAUCUAAGUAAACUAAAGACAUCGUCAUUACAAUUAAAGAUUAGUGUUUCUGUUAGAGCAUCAUCCGAUGAGAACGAUAGCAUUGCAGAUGUAGAUAAAAAGAUUAUUUCAUUGAUUGAAGUUAUUGGUGAAGCUUACAAUGUGGUUGCGUACAGCGAUAGAUUCAUUUUUAUAGCAUUGAAUGAUAACAUUUCGGCGAUUUGUUUAUUUUUUAAUCAAUUAAUUCGUAAUAACAACGCGAUCAUUAAUGAUGAUAUUGCAUUAGAUUGUAAAAAAAAGUGCAAAGAAGUUAGAGGUGUCUACAACACAAAAGUUUUUAAAACUAGAUUGUAUAAAUUAAAAGAAUUCAAUUCUUAUAUAAAUCAUAAAGGUAAUGUUGGUAGAACUUUAGUUACAGCUUUAUUGACAACAAUAACAAAUGAUUAA